Messenger RNA from Dictyostelium discoideum AX4, 579 nucleotides. RefSeq names its product calcium-binding protein (gene cbpK). The record is from RefSeq and is a predicted model, not a curated record. Gene Ontology annotation, molecular function: calcium ion binding. The annotation marks the transcript as partial. The transcript is spliced from 2 exons. NCBI's taxonomy places the organism in Eukaryota, Evosea, Eumycetozoa, Dictyosteliales, Dictyosteliaceae.
AUGGGAAAUUCAAAACUAUCAAAAGAGGAGAAAGAAGAAAUAAUUAAAAAAACCAAAUAUACUCCAGAGGAUAUUGAACAAUUAAUUAAAGACUUUAAAGUAGCAGCAGCAUCUGAUAAAAAAUCUGGUUUUUCACAAGAGGAGUUUAUCAAAUUCUUCAAGGUUCGUUUUAGUAAUUGGGAUGAAGCUUCGAUGGUUAGAAUGUUUACAUUAUUUGAUUCUGAUGGUAAUGGAGUAAUUGAUGUAAAAGAGUUUAUAACAGCAUUAUAUUUAAUGGCCAAAGCGCCAACUUUAGAUUAAUUAGGAAUCUUUUUUGAUUUGUUUGAUAGUGAUAAAAGUGGUUAUCUUGAAAGAGAAGAGGUAGAUUAAUUAGUUAAUAUAGUUGUAUGUUGUGGUAAAGGUUUAGGUUAUUCAAUCAAUGACGCUAUUGACUAAGCAGUCUUUAUUACGUCGUGUCGUCAUAUUGCAGAUUAUCAAAAAGGAAUGUCUCGUGAGGAGUUUAUAAAAUCAGCCUCACAAUUUGAAAAUUUUGUAAAGGUUAUAUGUUUUUAUGAAAGCCCAUGUAUGCCAUUAUAUUAA